Molecule: messenger RNA, 2043 nt
Organism: Malassezia globosa CBS 7966
Lineage: Eukaryota; Fungi; Basidiomycota; Malasseziomycetes; Malasseziales; Malasseziaceae
Exons: 1
Coding region: 1-2043 (680 amino acids)
Biological process (GO): transmembrane transport
Cellular component (GO): plasma membrane
Molecular function (GO): transmembrane transporter activity
Source: RefSeq, a predicted model, not a curated record
AUGGACAGCAUCUAUGGCUUCAUCAGUCAUGUAUGGCGGGUAUACUAUCCCGAAUUUGAAAAGCCAACUGAGACUGGUGAAUUAACGGACAAGCCGGAGGCCAGACUGCCUGAUGAACAUGAAAUAGUUGAGUAUGACGCAAAGCACAAUUUGAGUGAAGAUGAUGUUAAGCAAGUCGGUGUUGCAAUUGCAGAAGCGACAUAUGCUGUGACUGGGUAUACAUGGUACUUACUCGUGAUUUUCCUAUGGAUCGCGUAUUUCGUGUUUGCACUUGAUAACCAAACGGCGCUCAAUUUUGCAUACAAUGCAACAAGUCAACUGGAGAGUGAUCAGGGGCGGGCGAUGGAGACAUACUCACAAUCAUAUACGGCCCAGUCAUUGUUUGUGGCUAUUUCUAAGCUUUUUAUCGCCAAACUUGCUGAUAUUUUUGGUCGGUCUGUCGCAAUGAUGGUUACGAUUUUCUGUUAUACACUAGGAUUCUUGAUUAUGACUGUUUCACAGUCUGGUAACAAUUACACUGGUGGAUCUGUAUUUUAUGGUAUCGGAAAUUCCGGUCUCCAAAUGGUUAUUUGGAUUAUCUUGGCUGACAUUUUGUCGGCAAGAUUCCGUGUACUUGGCUACGGUUUUGUGACGCUCCCGAUUUUUAUAACUUUCGUGGUGGGUGCCAAGAUAUUGAAAGCUCUCAUCGCUUCGAAUUGGCGAUGGGUGCCGGGGAUGUUUUGCAUAUUGGCGCCCGCAGUAUUGACGCCAAUCUUGUGUAUGCUGUUGUAUCUGGAGCACAAGGCGAAGCGAAGUGGGAUUGUACCUCGUCACCCGUAUUUGAGGAAAGGCUUCCAUCACGCACUUUGGGAAUUUUUCCUGGAUGUUGACCUGGUUGGCUUGGUGCUUCUUGUCGGAGGCUUUGCCAUGAUUGUUGUGGCUCUCAUCCGUGCCAGUAGCCCGUCCAUUGUUGAGUCUACUUGGUCGAGUGCCUGGGUGAUUGGAUGCUUGACGGUUGGUCCGAUUAUUCUGGUGAUUCUUCUUCCGCUAUAUGAAUGGUUUAUCUCACCACGUCCUUUCCUGCGCCUAUCUUGGAUGAACUCUGAUGUCUUGAUUGCGUUUGUGGUGGGCUUUUUCGACAACAUGGCAUUUAUGUGUGGCUUCCAAGUGGCAUACAACUGGGUCUAUAUUUCUUAUGGUUAUAAGGCUUCGGAUGUUGAUCUGGCUAACUAUUUCACGAAUUCAGAUAAUCUUGCAUUAACGUUCUUCGGUGUGGUGGCUGGCGUUAUUAUUCUGUUUACGCGACGAUUCAAGUGGUUUUUGGUGGCUGGCGCUGCGAUUCGAACGAUCGGUUUUGGCCUUCAGAUCAAAUACCGCACGCUAGACACCUCCAUGACCCAAGCUGUGUGGGCACAGAUUGUUCAGGGUAUUGGAGGUGCUUUCUUGGGUGAAGUAACAACAUUACUAAGCCAAAUAACUGUGCGGCACCAAGACGUGGCCAUGGUCACUAGUGUAUACCUUACGUUGUUUUCCCUGGGCAGUACGAUCGGCCUUGCUAUAUACAAUGCUCUUCUGGAUUCUCAUUUUCCCGCGGCUUUGGACAAGUAUGCAACUCUACUUUCUCCGGUGCAUAGAGCUUUUGUAGCGGCUAGUGGGCCGUACAGUGCACUUACCUCCGGACCAAAUUUGGAUCAGCAUCCAGAGAUGAAAAGGCAAGUUGGCAUGGCAUACAAUGAAUCAGCAAAGCACGUUUUGUACUUCUGUAUUGGCAUUUCAGCAGCACUCAUUGUCAUUACGCUCUUUGUUCGCGACUGGGUCCUCCCUCGCUCCCACAACGUCGUGAGUAACGAACUGCCAGAGAAGAACCCCUUGCAUAUGGCAUCAGAUACGACCUAUGAUCAGGCAAUCCAUGAUGCAGAACAAUCGAACAUGGACUCGCCGACAUGCUCAUCCCCUACAGAAAAGACGACGGAAGAGCAUGUACAUGAGCAUGAUAUGUCGCAACAGCGUGACAUAGUCAACAUGGGUGCUUCUACGCAGGAUGUGGUCGUCACCGGGAAUUAG